GCAAGCGCCCAUGGUGGACGUGGACUGCAAAUACCUAUCCUCGUAUCGUAAACGUCCUCGGCUGCCCUCAUCAAGGCCCUGGAAGCAACGGAAGGUGCUGGAUCAAUUCAUGUGGCAAUGCCCUACCAUAAGAGGCGGCGACUCCGCGGUGCGCGAGGGCGGAGCUCGAAGGCCAUUCCUUAUCUCGCUCUUCGACCCCUUCCUUCUCUUCUGCAGAUCGUUGCGUGGGCAAAUAACGGCAGCAGAAGUCUUCAAGAGCGUCUUGGAUCCGACGCAUUUCUUCCCCUCAACGUCGUAAUUCGGACGAUCUGAUUCGUCGCCAUGCUCGCCCUCGCCCGACGUUUGCCGCGCUCGGCGCGUAUGCGACUGGCCCCAACAGCGAGACCUUUACCCCGCGCGUACUCUAGCUUGGUCUCGCUAAAGAACAAGCCCAGCGAUGGCAGCGAGCGUCAGCUCCCCGAGCAUGCCGUCAUCUCCACGUUCGACCUCUUCAGCAUUGGCGUCGGGCCGUCCAGCUCGCACACUGUCGGUCCUAUGCGUGCGGGGAAAAUCUUUGUGACGGACUUGAGGGAGAUGGGCGUUCUGGACAGGGUGAAGACGGUGAAGGUUGUACUAUAUGGCUCGCUGGCCGCCACAGGAAAAGGCCAUCACACACCUCAGGCCAUUCUUAUGGGCCUCGAGGGCUCGGACCCAGAAACCAUUGCCCCCAUGACGAUACCCUCGCGUUACGCGACGAUUCUGGAGACGAAGCAGUUGCUCCUCGGUGGUUCGAAUCGCAUCACCUUCGACACGGACCGGGACAUGCUGUGGCGUUUCGACCAGGUCCUUCCUACGCACCCAAACGGCAUGCGCUUCACCGUGUUCGACGAGGGAGGCGACCUUCUGGCUGUGAACGAGUACUUCAGCGUUGGCGGCGGGUUCGUGGUGAAUGACAAGACGAAGGUCGACGAGAACUUGUUCUACAAGGCAAUUAACAAGAAGGACGCCGCGGGCGCGCGGAUACACCAACAACACCACUCCGUCUCCGAUCCCGUCACCGACGCUGUACCACCACCAUCCGCCACGGGGUCGCCACCGCCGCCGCCUCCUGUCACUGUGGAGGGGACUGAUACCAAAGAGGAGGAACAGACGAUACCCUACCCUUUCGACUCGGGCGCAUCGCUACUGGCGUUGACAAGGAAGCAUAACAUGACCAUUGCCCAGAUUGUGUACGACAAUGAGAAGUCGUUUGGCUAUACGGAUGAUGAGAUCCAUGAGAAGAUCCUCAACAUCUGGAAUGUCAUGGACAACUGCAUCCGCGCAGGCGUGUCCUCGUCGGAGCGUACGCUGCCUGGGAGAUUGGGCUUGCGACGGCGAGCACCCUUGUUAUACCGUCGACUGAUGCGGGGUCUCUACCCUGGCAUCGUCGGCCCCCACCAUGACUUCGCCGCGAUCGGUCCCGGCCAAACCCUCGACGCCAUCGAUGGGCCCGCCGCUCCUACGUCUUCCGGGCCCGACGACCCCUUCGCCGACCCCAGCGACCCUGCGCCCUCCUCCUCUGCCUUCUCUGCCUCCUCCUCCCACACCUCCCAAACCCCUUUCCCUCUCCUCCGCCGCCGCACCUCCGCCCCGCACCUCACCGGCUCCCCCACGCACCCCCUCCUCCCCAUGCCGCCCCGCAAGACGGACAUCCCUGCGGUCGACUUCCUCUCGUGCUACGCCAUCGCGGUGAACGAGGAGAACGCGGCGGGCCGGAGGAUCGUGACGAGCCCGACGAAUGGGGCGGCGGGGGUGAUUCCGGCGGUGCUGAAGUAUAUAUUGGAGUUUGUGGCGGAUGAUAAGGAGAGGAGUGUGGGGACGUUUUUGUUGACGGCGGCGGCGAUUGGGAUGCUCUUCAAGCGCGGAAGUACAAUCUCGGCCGCGGAGGGUGGGUGCCAGGCGGAGGUGGGAGUGGCCUGCUCGAUGGCUAGUGCUGGAUUCGCGGCUUGCAUGGGAGCAUCUCCAGAAACCGUAAUGCAGGCUGCGGAAAUCGGGAUUGAGCAUAACCUCGGUCUGACCUGCGACCCCAUCGACGGAUUGGUGCAGGUGCCCUGUAUUGAGCGCAACAGCCUUGGUGCCGUGAAAGCCGUCACCGCCGCGCAACUCUCGAUGGCCAGCGACGGCGUAUAUAGUGUCACCCUCGACGAAGCGAUCGAGGCAAUGCGCCUGACGGCAGCGGACAUGUCGGUGAAGUACAAGGAGACCUCGCUCAGUGGGCUCGCGCGGACGGUGAAGAUUCCUCUGACGGUGCCCGCUUGCUGAGCUGGAAUGAUGCAGGAGAAGCCACACACAUUGCUUUGGUGACUGCCUACACCAUGUCUUCCGUGAAAUGGAUCUUGAAAGAAUGUAUGGGUUGUAGACAUAGAGACAGGGAUAGUACACGAUAGAUGAGAUGGACUUGCUGGUAAUCCGCCCCUCUAGCAUAGAACGCUGCUGUAAUGCUUCUGCUUGGCACACGCACACUGCUUUGCCGAUUCGAC
Schizophyllum commune H4-8 is the source of this 2498-nucleotide messenger RNA. RefSeq names its product L-serine ammonia-lyase. Gene Ontology annotation, molecular function: 4 iron, 4 sulfur cluster binding; L-serine ammonia-lyase activity. The transcript is spliced from 10 exons. The record is from RefSeq and is a predicted model, not a curated record. Lineage: Eukaryota; Fungi; Basidiomycota; Agaricomycetes; Agaricales; Schizophyllaceae. The coding region runs from base 322 to 2280 and encodes 652 amino acids. Gene Ontology annotation, biological process: gluconeogenesis.